AAGUUAUUUUAAGAAAGAAAGAAAAAGUAGGAAGCAGUCGUUGAAGCCGAGCCAAGGCGGCAAAAAGCGACCGGACCACCACCAUCACCUGCCAUCACCGCCACAAUUCCGUCUGCCACAGAAUUUUCAAAUUGCUUUAUGGCGUUUUUAAUUAUUGUCAAUCGCUGAAAAUGAUAGAGAAAGAGAAGUAGAGCCGUGGAUUCUACCUUUGGGAUUCAGUCAAUUUUGGGGAUCUCUCUGUAUCUGCGAUUGGUGGUGGAUAUGGCGCAGAUAGGUCAGACGGAGGUGUGUGCGCCGAGGUCUGUGCAAGUAUGGCGAGCCUUAGUCGAUUGGCUCUCUUUCUUUUGUCAUAUAAUUGUUCAGAUCGUGCGCGGUGCUCCUUCCUUGGCUCAGAUUUUGUCCUAUGUCGGUGUUAGAUUCCCUCUUCUUGCCUCAUCUGGGUCCUCUUUUAAGCCCUUGCCCGUCUCUGAACUACCUCUGCAUCAGUUUUCAGCAACGAAAGUUAGCUCUCUCAGUGGUGUAGAUGUUGGUGGAACUCAAGAUCGCCCUCUGGAAAAGAUUACGGUGGUUCUUGAUUUGGAUGAAACCUUAAUAUGUGCAUAUGAAACAUCCAGUUUGCCUGCCGUUUUUCGCACUCAGGCAACUGAAGCUGGCUUGAAUUGGUUUGAGCUGGAAUGUGUCUCCUCGGACAAGGAAUAUGAAGGAAAGCCAAAGGUCAGUCAUGUGACUGUAUUUGAACGGCCUGGAUUGCAUGAGUUCUUGCGUCAGGCUGCUGAAUUUGCUGAACUCGUUUUAUUCACUGCUGGCCUUGAAGGAUAUGCUAGACCACUGGUCGAUAGGAUAGAUUCAGAGGGAAGAUUCAGCCUUCGACUUUAUCGACCAUCAACGGUUAGCACAGAAUACCGAGAACAUGUUAAAGAUCUAUCAUGUAUACAGAGCGAUCUCUCUCGAAUUGUUAUUAUUGACAACAACCCUUUUAGUUUCUUGCUGCAACCAUUGAAUGGAAUACCAUGCAUCCCGUUCUCUCCAGCACAGCCUUCUGAUAAUCAGCUUUUAGAGGUCCUCCUCCCGCUCCUCAAACGCCUCGCCCUGGAAAAAGACGUCAGACCGGUACUUUACGAAAAAUUUCACAUGCCUGAAUGGUUUCAGAUUCAUGGAAUUCCUUAGCCUGAGAAAAUUACUACAAGACAGACAGUAGCUAGCAUGUUAAGUACUGGAGCAUGCUAUGAAGUCAGUCAGCACAUUCUUUCCAUUUAGAUCUUAGGUGAAUUAAGAAGAAAUUCAUGAGAUAUAUCCACAAUGUAUGUUAUUUCAACCUUAGGUUAAUAUAUUGAUACAGCAAGACUGCAACCAUUAUAAUAGCUGUACUCUUAAAUCUUAAUUCUUUUGUAUAAUUACCCUUUAGAACAUCAAAGAGGAAAUCAAACUUUGUAGCUUAAAAUAAGCUCCCUUGCAUUUUCAAUACCAUGCUUCUGUUUACUUGA
Molecule: messenger RNA, 1484 nt
Organism: Momordica charantia (bitter melon)
Lineage: Eukaryota; Viridiplantae; Streptophyta; Magnoliopsida; Cucurbitales; Cucurbitaceae
Molecular function (GO): phosphatase activity
Source: RefSeq, a predicted model, not a curated record